CCCUGUCAAAGCUUGUUUUAGAGAGAGAAUCGCUUGUUUUAGAGAGAAUAGCUUUAGCUUGUCUUAGAGAGAGCAAAGACGCGAUAAAUUAGAGAGAGUUAUUGCUUCAUACAUUGUUUUUGACAGAGACGCGCCAUAAAAUCUGCGUUCACUGGUUUUUAUUCAUUUUCCCUCUCUAUAAUAAGGAAGAAAUUCGCACUAAUCUCACUGCUGAAGAGCCUUUCUCUGUCUCUCUCUGCUUGGAAACCCUAAGAAGAAUCCGUGGUGCUGAAUUUAGUUUGCUCAUAACUUGUGUGGAUACUCGAUAGGGUUAUGAAAAGUGUCAUCAAUAAAAUUUUGUGGACUCUUUAAACAUCGUUGUUUGACUUUGAAGUAAUGCAACUUCAAAGAUGAAUGAAAAGGAGGGAGAAUACAAGGAAUUAGAAGAUUCUGUAACUCGCGAAGAACAAAAGGAAUUAGGGAACUCUAAAAUUGAUGAAGGACAGAAGGAAAUAGAAGAGUAUGAAAACGGCAAUGAGCGAAAGGAACUAGAAGACCAUGAAGAUGGCAAAGAAGAAAAUGAAUUUGAUGAUGGUGAAGGAGCUAACGAUUUAGAAGGCUAUGAUAUUGGCAGAAAACAGCAAGAACUAAGGGACUAUAAAAUUAUCGAUGGACACAAGCAAUUGGAAGGCAAUGAAAACGGCAACGGAUGGAAGCAGUCAGAUGACUCUACAAUUGACAAAGAACAAAAGGAUGUAGAAGACUCUGAAAUCGUCAACGAAGAAGAGGAAUUAGAAGACUUAGAAAAUGGCAAAGAACAUGAGGAACUGGAGGACUCUGAAAUUGGGACUGACUCAUUUGUUGAAGAUUCUGAUGACGAUGAACCAUUUAUCUCUGAAAAUGAAAGUGAUUUGGAUGUUGAGGCACCUUUGACCGAUGCAGAAAUUGAGGAGCUGAUUAAUGAAUUUCUGGAAGUUGAGAGUAAGGCAGCAGAGGCUCAGGAAUCACUUGAAAAGGAGUCACUCGCUCAAGUAGAAAAUGAAGUCAGGUUUGAGUUGUCCGAAAAGUUUCGUGGAGAUGAUUUGGAAAAGGCUGUCUCAGAUGAAAUGGAGACAUACAAGGGAGAGUGGGAGAGACUGCUUGAUGACUUGGAGACACAGAGUGCCCUUUUAUUGGAACAACUUGAUGGCGCGGGUGUUGAGUUACCUAGUCUUUAUAAAUGGGUUGAAAGUCAGGCCCCUGAAGGUUGCAGCACAGAAGCUUGGAGAAAAAGAAUUCAGUGGGCAGGUUCUCAACUAACUAAUGAGAUUGCUGAGUCAAUUUCAGGUGCUGAAAAUUAUCUGCAGGCUUGUCGACCUGUAAGAAGGCAUCAUGGCAAAUUAUUGGAGGAAGGUGCAAGUGGGUUUCUCUCAAGAAAACUGGCAACCAAUGACAAUAAAGAUUCCCUGAACGAAAAUGCCGAGAAGGAUUGGAACUCAGUUAACGAGAUUCUCCAUUCUCAUAAUCUUCCAGGGGAAAGUAAUUCCUUUGGUAGCAAGAGUUAUGCUUCUGUAUAUUUGGCCAGUACUCCUUUGCAGGCAGCAAAUAUGGGGCUCAAUUUUCCUGGAGUUGAUGAGGUGGAGGAAAUAGAUGACAUUGAGAACUGCUCCAGAGAUCCUUUUUAUGCAGAUGCAGUGGCCAAUGAAGAUGAAACAGGUCUUACUGAUGAGCAAAAGAAGAAGAUUAGGAAGGUUAAAGAAGAGGAAGAUGCAAUCUUCACCUUAAGGCUGCAAAAUCGUCUGAAACAGAGACGGCAUAGAACUCAUAAAACAAAUCAGGACACUCUGCUUAAAGAGACUGGGUCAGGUGUUCACAAUGAUUUCAGGGUGUGUGUCCCCUCUGGGGAAUGUUCCGCGAAGGAUACUGAUUCUGCUGAGCUCCAUGGGGAAAAGAUGGCGGUUGAAGGUGUUCCUUCAGUGUCUGCAAUUCCUGCCUCUAUUUUGUCCAAACGUUCCCAUGAUAGUGGAAACCAUGAAAUUGACACUAAAAGAAGUCGAACUGUAAUAAUAGAUAGUGAUGAUGAAAUGGAUGUCGUGGAGCAAACAACAUCCACUAAUGUGUUGAAUCCUAGCAUCAAUCCAUCAAAGGUUUCUGAACAUUAUCGCUGCAGUGCCUGUUCUGACAUCCUAAAUGCUUCUAAAGUAUGCAGACAUCCCCUCUUGGGAGUCAUUAUUUGUGAAAAUUGCAAACUUGUUAUAAAUAGGAGAUCACCUCGAAAGGACCCAGAUUGCUCUGAAUGUUACUGCGGAUGGUGUGGAAAGGUAGAUGACUUAAUUGGCUGUAGAUUAUGUGCAAUGCUGUUCUGUGCAAGAUGUAUAGGUCGGAAUUUCAGCAAAGAAAAACUGGAGAGAGUGCGGUCUUGUGGUUGGGAGUGUUGUUGCUGUGCCCCCGACCAGUUAGAACAGCUCGUCUUGGAAUGUGACAAUGCAUUGAGGGUAAGCGACAAUGUCGCUUCCUCCUCUGGUAGCGACUCAGACUUACCUCAAAGUGUUGUCGAUAUUCAACUCAGCUAUAAGAAAAAACUGAAAAAAUGGACAAGAAGGAUACUUGAUGAUACUGAACUUGGAGAAGAAACAAAACAAAAAAUUGCAAUCGAAAAGGAACGCCAAGAACAUCUUAAGUCAUUGCAAGAACAGUUUGCUUUUAAAACAUUGGGUAAGAGUGCUGCAACUUGCAAUGGUAAUGCGGCAGACUUUGCUGGUGAAAAAGUCCUGGGUGAUGCAGUAAAGGGUUUUAUAAUGAAUGUGGUCAGAGAGGAAAAUGAGGAACCUGUGAGGGUACCCCCGAGUAUAUCUGCACACUUGAAGCCUCAUCAGAUUGGAGGGUUACGAUUUAUGUGGGAAAACUGCAUACAAUCUGUCAAAAAGAUAAAGUCUGGAGAUAAAGGCCUUGGUUGCAUUCUAGCUCACACUAUGGGUCUAGGGAAGACUUUCCAGGUCAUUGCCUUUCUUUAUACAACAAUGAGGAGCAUUGAUCUGGGAUUGAGAACGGCACUGAUAGUCACUCCAGUAAAUGUGUUACACAACUGGCGUCAAGAGUUCAUUAAGUGGAGGCCAACAGAACUAAAGCCUUUAAGUGUAUUUAUGCUGGAGGAUGUUUCUAGGGAUUACUCCCAAAGAGCUAGGCUCUUAGCGAAAUGGAGAAGGAAAGGUGGUGUAUUGUUGAUUGGUUAUGCUGCUUUUCGGAACUUAUCUUUUGGAAAGAAUGUCAGGGACCGGAAUGUCGCUUUUGAGAUAUCUCAUGCAUUGCAGGAUGGACCUGAUAUCUUAGUUUGUGAUGAGGCGCACAUGAUCAAGAACACAAAAGCUGAUAUCACCCAGGCCUUGAAGCAAGUAAAGUGCCAAAGGAGAAUAGCAUUAACUGGCUCACCUUUACAAAACAAUCUCAUGGAGUACUUUUGUAUGGUUGAUUUUGUCAGGGAGGGUUUCCUUGGCAGCAGCCACGAAUUUAGAAACCGAUUCCAAAAUCCUAUAGAGAAUGGGCAACAUACUAAUUCUACUUCUCACGAUGUCAAAAUCAUGAACCAAAGGUCACAUAUUCUUUAUGAACAAUUAAAAGGAUUUGUUCAGAGAAAGGAUAUGAACGUUGUCAAGAAUGAAUUGCCUCCGAAAACAGUCUAUGUGAUUUCUGUAAAGCUCUCACCAAUGCAGAGGAAGUUAUAUAAACGUUUUCUAGAUGUGAAUGGACUCACAAAUGACAAGGUUAACAGUGACAAAGGCAUAAAGACGCGUUGCUUCUUUACUGCAUACCAAUCAUUGGCUAAGAUAUGGAAUCACCCCGGACUUCUGCAAAUGGCGAAAGAGCAUAAAGACAGCCACAGACGUGAAUAUGCAGUUGAGAAUUUCCUUGUUGAUGACAGUUCUAGCGAUGAAAAUGUGGAUCGCGAAAUGAAUGGAGAUAAGCCAAGAAACAAGGCCGACUGCUCAAACAAGAAAGCUGAGAAUGGUUUGCUCAAUGAGGAUAUCGAUUGGUGGGUUGAUCUUAUUCAAGAUAAAAUCUAUAAGGAGAUUGAAUAUAGUGGCAAAAUGGUAUUACUGUUCGAUCUUCUGCAUAUGAGUUCUGAAGUGGGGGAUAAGGCACUCGUUUUCAGCCAAAGCUUGACUACUCUCGAUCUCAUUGAGUUGUUUCUUGCAAAGGUACCAAGGAAAGGGCAACAAGACAAAUAUUGGAAACAAGGGAAAGACUGGUACAGGCUAGACGGAAGUACAGAUGGAGCUGAGAGGGCCAGGCUUGUUGAGAAAUUUAAUAAUCCCCAUAAUAGUAGAGUGAAGUGUGCACUUAUAUCUACACGAGCAGGUUGCUUGGGGAUUAAUCUUCACGCAGCUAACCGCGUAAUUGUUGUUGAUGGCUCAUGGAAUCCUACCCAUGAUCUUCAAGCAAUUUAUCGUGUUUGGAGAUAUGGACAACAGAAACCUGUCUAUGCAUACCGCUUGAUGGCACAUGGAACCAUGGAAGAGAAGAUUUAUAAGCGACAGGUCACCAAGGAGGGCCUCGCAGCACGGGUGGUGGAUAAGCAGCAAGUGCAUAGAACAAUGUCUAAAGAAGAGAUACUGCAUUUGUUUGAUUUUGGGGAUGAAGAGAAUGGUGAUCCAGUGAUAGAGAGAAUGCAAGGAACAUCAAGUACAUCCAAUGAAGGAACUGUUGCAUGUAUGUCAAAGCUGACUUCUUUCCCAUCUUCUGAUGGGAGUAGCUCUCCCGAUGAAUUCAUGGAUAGGCUGCUUUCUAGACACCAUCCACGGUGGAUAGCAAACUACCAUGAGCACGAGACUCUCCUCCAAGAGAAUGAAGAGGAUAGGCUUUCAAAAGAAGAGCAAGACAUGGCAUUGGAGACGUUCUUGCGCACCUUCGAGUGGAAGGAGGUGCAGAGGGUCUCCUUAGACGAGGGCGGUGCCCCGCACCACUCCCACAACAACAGUAAGGCAAUACUUGUAGAUAGAGAAAGUGGUGGGCCUCAUCAACAGCAUCAGAAGCAGCAGGGGAGGGGCCGUGUUCGCAAAUGCGCUAACCUUUCUCACUUGCUUACCCUCAGGAGUAGGGACAUUCGGUCGGGAUCGACCACGGUGUGUGAUAAAUGUGCACAAGAAAUCAGUUGGGAGUCCCUCCACAGCAAGGAUGGAAAAGGAAAAUGAUCAAAUGUAUAGCUGGGAGUCCCUCAAUAGGGAUAAGGAUGAAGUUGAAAGUUAGCGAGGGAAUCUCCUAAUAACAGUAAUGGAAGAGGGAAGUGACCUCUAUGUUCCCCCCUCUCUCUCUCGUUUUGUAGUUGGUUUCUAAUCGAUUGGGAUGGUGACUAUCGCAUUUGGAUUAGUGAUUCAAUUUUUUUUGAUAUAAAAAUGAAUGAAAUUAAAAAAGUUUCCCUA
Molecule: messenger RNA, 5375 nt
Organism: Amborella trichopoda
Lineage: Eukaryota; Viridiplantae; Streptophyta; Magnoliopsida; Amborellales; Amborellaceae
Gene: ATRX
Product: P-loop containing nucleoside triphosphate hydrolases superfamily protein
Cellular component (GO): nucleus
Molecular function (GO): ATP binding; ATP hydrolysis activity
Source: RefSeq, a predicted model, not a curated record